Molecule: messenger RNA, 952 nt
Organism: Lepisosteus oculatus (spotted gar)
Lineage: Eukaryota; Metazoa; Chordata; Actinopteri; Semionotiformes; Lepisosteidae
Gene: snrnp25
Product: small nuclear ribonucleoprotein 25
Biological process (GO): mRNA splicing, via spliceosome
Cellular component (GO): U12-type spliceosomal complex
Molecular function (GO): protein binding
Source: RefSeq, a predicted model, not a curated record
AGGUACAAGAGUCGCCUAGUUUCUCCGGGGAAGUGAAAAUGAACGGACCCGAGAAUUGUUUAAGCGUCCGUUUUGGAAGACAGCGGAGGAGAAGCAGUGAGUCUGUUCAUUGCAGUCCGCCGGUGUGGGUUUGAAUGGAGGGCCUGUUUUAAGGUCUACUCGGCCCCGCUGUGUGUUCAUCCCCCCGAGUGCUGAUGGCCGAGGCGGUGGAGACAGGUUCCCCGGGUCUCGGUGCAGGAGCGGCGGUGAAAGAGGAGGACCAGACCGGAGAGCUAGAGACGGAGGACAAAAAAGUCGAGGAGGAGGAGGAAGAGGAAGAUGAGGAAGCCCUGCCCCACGCGGAGUUCCUGGACAUCUUCGAGGAGGGUCUGGCUCAGAUAGUGCAGGACCCCCUGCUCUGCGACCUGCCGAUACAGGUCACUCUGGAGGAGGUGAGCUCUCAGGUGGCUCUGGAGUAUGGCCAGGCUAUGACUGUGCGUGUCUGCAAGGCCGACGGGGAGGUCAUGCCGAUCGUGGUGGUGCAGAACGCCUCCGUGCUGGAUCUGAAGAAAGCCAUCCGCAGAUACCUGGAGCUGAAACAGCAGCGUGAAGGAGGGGUGAAGCACAUCAGCUGGAGGUACGUGUGGAGAACCUAUCACUUAAUCUUCAACGGGGAGAAGCUGGAAGACGACAAAAUGAAGCUGAAGGAUUACGGCAUAAGGAACAGAGAUGAAGUGACUUUUGGCAAGAAACUGAGGAAAAAGUAAAACAAGGUGUGCAGAGACGGAGCUGUGAGGAUCAUCUCACUCCCCUUGAAGAGCUAUACACCUCUGCUCACUCCAGCGUUCACCUCUGUACACUGAGAAUGCUUUGUAUGACUGUUAUGUAAUUAGGUUUGUUUUAUAGAGAUUUCAUAAAAAAAUGUAUUUUUUCUCAUUUUGUAGAUGGUUGUAUAUUGAUUUCUCUGUGUAAA